CUUUUUUGGUACUCAUGCGAAGCCCACAACUAUAUGUUUUAAGCCAUCUUCUUCUUCUUUAUAUCUCUCAUUCCUUAUGAAAGAUCCCAUAUGAAAGUUUGCUAGCUCUUCGAGAUUUUACAAUAAUGGGUUCUAAGGAGGAGGAACGAUCUGCUUUCUAUCAGAAGAUAAAACAACUUCGUUCGGUUUCCCAUUCAAAUGCUGUACACAAAACAUCAAUUAUUGUAGAUGCAUCAAAGUAUAUCGAGGAACUGAAGAAGAAGGUAGAAAGACUUAAUGAAGAUAUCACAAGUUCGAGCGAAUAUAGUACAUUACCUAUGCAAGUCAGAGUAGAAACCCUAGAUAAAGGUUUUCGAAUUAAUGUCUAUUCUGAAGAGGAUUGCCCUGGUCUACUUGUCUUAAUCCUGGAAGCCUUUGAGGAGUUUGGACUUGACGUAUGUGAUGCUGCUGUGUCCUCUUCCAAUAAGUUCCAUCUCCAAGCCGUAGGCGAAAAUGAGGGACACGUUGAUGACAUUGAUGCUCAUGUGGUAAAAGAAGCCAUUUUGAAAGCUAUCAAGAAUGCGAGUGAGAGAAACAACCAAGAUUAAUAUAAAACUGUACAUCCGUAUAAGAUGUAUACAAACAAGGUCCAUAAACUGGGCAGUACGUAGUUCCUUCAACAUAUUCGGACUAGUAUAGCUGAAUGUUGUCUUAUCAAGGAAUAAUAUGAGAA
Lactuca virosa is the source of this 712-nucleotide messenger RNA. Lineage: Eukaryota; Viridiplantae; Streptophyta; Magnoliopsida; Asterales; Asteraceae. The record is from the annotation of a GenBank genome assembly.